Molecule: messenger RNA, 285 nt
Organism: Venustampulla echinocandica
Lineage: Eukaryota; Fungi; Ascomycota; Leotiomycetes; Helotiales; Pleuroascaceae
Exons: 2
Coding region: 1-285 (94 amino acids)
Source: RefSeq, a predicted model, not a curated record
AUGGACUUCAGAGCACUUCUCAAGCUCAAUGUAACCCACUACUCCGAACACCACGAAUACUACAUGGUCUGCUGCAAAUGCAGAUGUAGGGAAUGCGUUGAGCGCUAUCCCCUUGGAACCAAGAGGACGAUGGUCUGCUGCGAGUGCAGCACCCUCAAGGUCCUCGAUAAUGGAACAAAGCAACCGGUCUGCCGCUGUGGCCAUGGCAAAUGCGAGUGGUGCGAUCAAGAUGUCGAAAGGGAGGGUGUAAAGGCCAAGGAUAAGGCGGAGAAGAAGAAGAAGUAA